Messenger RNA from Aspergillus thermomutatus, 378 nucleotides. RefSeq names its product hydrophobin family protein. The transcript has 3 exons. The record is from RefSeq and is a predicted model, not a curated record. Gene Ontology annotation, cellular component: fungal-type cell wall. Gene Ontology annotation, molecular function: structural constituent of cell wall. Lineage: Eukaryota; Fungi; Ascomycota; Eurotiomycetes; Eurotiales; Aspergillaceae. Bases 1 to 378 code for a protein of 125 amino acids.
AUGAAGUUCUCCAUUCUCACCUUUCUCACUGUUGCCGCCGUCACCGCGGCCAUCCCCGCCGAGGAGCCGACCACCUCCGCUCUGAAGUCGCAGGUGGAGGAGAUCGCUGGCAAGGUCCAUGGAGUCGAGGACCAGGAAACUGCCACAGAUCUCUCCCAAUGCAUUAAACCCAUCCUGUGCUGCGGUUCCCUUACCACUCCCCUGGAUCCCAUUUUGGACCCUAUGCUGCUUGGUCUUGGCAUCAACGCCGCCGAGAUUGUUGGUUCCGUUGGACUGCUCUGUCACCCAUGGACUGAAGAAUGUUCCUCUGCUCCUCAAUGCUGCACCGAGGCCAAUCUCUUGGGUGGCGCCCUUGCUCUCGGCUGCUCCAAGCUUUAG